GCCAGCCAGCCAUUGUUCAACCCACUCCCACGGCACAACUCUCCACUUUACUCCUCUCUCUAAAAAAUAAAAAAACUCAGAUCCCUUCCUCACUCACCAUUUAAUGUGAAUUAACUCUCCUUCUGUCUCUCUUGUUUCUCAAACCAUACCUCUCCUCUGUUUCUCUCUCUGUUUUUUUUUUUUUUUUUGUGAGAGAGGGAGAGAACCUUCAUAGAAACCCAACCCAAUUCUACAUCUCAUAAUAAGUGAAUUCAUCAUCUUCUUCUCUGGCUAGUAAUUGCCAUGGCUUUCUCAACUUUCUCACCAACACCUGAUAAUAAUAACAACCACCACCACCAUCAUCAUCACCAUUCAAGAACACCUUCAAGAACAACACCCAAACGCGAUACUAGUGGUAAGAAAAAACCGCAACCACCAGCGAAAAACCCAUCUUCAUGGAACCAAAUCAAAAGCUUAAUAACAUGUAAAACAGUAGAAAACUCUAAAGUCCACGACCCAUCAUCAUCUAAGAACAACAACAUUCAUGGCGGGUAUUCGAAGUUAAGUUCAUCGUGUAGUUCUAUCUGUAAUUUCAGAGAUGUUGUUCAUGGUAAUACAAGAGUUGUCCAUAGAGCUGAUAAUUCACCUGAAAACAGCUCUGUUGGUCAAGAAACUGGUCUGUUAAGUCGAAAAUCAGUUCAUAAUAUUGGUUCUUCAUCAAAUCGGUCUACUACUAGUUCUGUAAGAUCUUCAAUUCAUACCAAUACUGGUACUACUCCUCUCCAUGGGUCUUACACUAAUUCAACAACAACUUCUUCUUCAAGAGGAAUGCAGCUCAGAAAACUCUCUGGGUGUUAUGAAUGCCACAUGAUUGUCGACCCCAGCAGGCGUCCAAUUACUCCAAGAACAACAAUCUGUGUUUGUAAAGAAUGUGGAGAAAUUUUCCCUAAAAUUGAAAGUUUAGAACAUCAUCAAGCCAUCAAACAUGCUGUUUCGGAACUGGGACCAGAAGAUUCAGGUCGAAAUAUAGUUGAGAUCAUAUUCAAGUCAAGCUGGUUAAAAAAGGACAGUCCAAUCUGUAAAAUUGAAAGGAUAUUAAAAGUCCAUAACACUCAAAGAACAAUCCAACGGUUUGAAGACUGUCGCGACUCGGUUAAAAUCCGAGCUACGAGUAACAGCACCACGAGAAAAAACGCUAGAUGUGCAGCUGAUGGGAAUGAGUUAUUAAGAUUUCAUUGUACGAGCUUGACCUGCGGACUCGGUGCACGCGGUUCGACUAGUUUAUGUGGCUCGGUACCUGGUUGCGGUGUUUGUACUAUUAUAAGACACGGAUUCCCUGGGAAGGCCCAUGAUCAUACUAAAGGGGUGUGUACUACGGCAACUAGUGGUAGGGCGCAUGAUAGUUUUGGUGGUGGGGCACUUGAAAGUUUAGGCGGUGGUGGUGGUGGAAAUAGAAGAGCUAUGCUCGUGUGCCGUGUGAUUGCUGGUAGAGUAAAGCGUACUGCUGCGGAUGAUGCCGCGGCUCAAGAGGAGGAUAAUAACACUAAUAUUAUGGCGGGAACUUAUGACUCUGUCGCUGGUUACGCGGGGAUUUAUGCAAAUCUUGAAGAACUUAUUGUUUUCAAUCCAAAAGCUAUCCUUCCUUGUUUUGUUGUCAUCUACACAUCUCAAUGAUAAUAACAACUUAAUUAAUAUUAGAGUGUAUUAGGAGGUUUAUUUAAAGUUUAAACUCUUUUGGGGGUUUGUUUAACUAUAUAAAUUUGAGUAGGAGGAUGCCAUAAGUAAGCAUGCUGAUGUAAAUAUAGUAUGUAUCUUUUCUAAGAGAGUUGUUUCUUUUGGUAAUUGAAGCACUACUAGUUUUUUUGCCCAAAUUUGGGUUUGAACUUUGAAGUGAGUGUUGGUGUUUGAUGUGCCCACUUGGUAGCCUGUAAUGGGGGUUUAUUCUAAGAAAAGUUAAAUCAAG
Messenger RNA from Papaver somniferum (opium poppy), 1942 nucleotides. RefSeq lists its product as uncharacterized. The transcript has 3 exons. NCBI's taxonomy places the organism in Eukaryota, Viridiplantae, Streptophyta, Magnoliopsida, Ranunculales, Papaveraceae. The coding region runs from base 283 to 1653 and encodes 456 amino acids. The record is from RefSeq and is a predicted model, not a curated record.